Messenger RNA from Trichoderma gamsii, 2436 nucleotides. RefSeq lists its product as hypothetical. The coding region runs from base 1 to 2436 and encodes 811 amino acids. Gene Ontology annotation, molecular function: ATP binding; ATP hydrolysis activity. The record is from RefSeq and is a predicted model, not a curated record. The transcript is spliced from 2 exons. NCBI's taxonomy places the organism in Eukaryota, Fungi, Ascomycota, Sordariomycetes, Hypocreales, Hypocreaceae.
AUGUGCGGCCAAGACGUAUAUAAACGGCAGAAUGAUGCGCAUUGCAAAAAGCAUGUGGAUUUGUUGAGCCGCACAAUUGCUGUUUAUCUCUGGCAACAAGGUGCAAUUCCAACGCGUCUUGACUUUCCUCCAUUCAUCCAUUCAUCCAUUCAUUCACCGCCCAGCAUGCGCUUCAGCGACAUCACAGACAUUGACGGCGAGGCAAUCUCCGACUUUGCCUGGAAGUGGCGCUGCAAAAUCUUUCCCGUCAAAGAGGCAGCCUUCUCCAAGAGAGCCGCCAAGAAGGGCAAAGAUGGCGUCGCAGCCGAUGGAGCUGAUGGCAACGACAAAGACCCCAAUUUCGGUGCCAGCCCCAUCAUCAAGACCCUCUACGACAAAAACACUUCAGACCUCCACUCGCGCCACGAAUGGGUCGAUUAUCCGCCCAAGCAAAUGUCCAAAUCGGCUGCUCGGGCUCAAGACCGCGUCGCCAUCAAAGUGUACAAGGUCAGAGACCACCGCAAGCCCUGCAUCUCAGGACGCGUGCCCCUCAAGUAUUUCAAGAUUGAGAUCCAGAAUCCUACGCUGGUUGCUGCGCUGGCGCCGAUUGUGAAGAAGGAAAACUGCCAUCUUGAUGUUAAUGAGGCUGCCAGCUUUGAGGAGCCCUUUCGCAGCCUUUGGUUCUGCCAGGAUGACAUCAAGGAGCUGCACAAGAAGACGGAUGCCUCUGAGCCGCUGAAGUCAUAUCUGAAGCUCUUCAUCCAAGUUCUUGACGAUCUAUUCCGCGAAAUGAUGAUCAAGAGGCGAAACAUCCAGACAAGUCGCCUAGUUGACUUUAGAACAGCCUGGACACUGUUCCCAAGAGGCUCAACCGUAUACAGCUUUGGAAUCAAUGCUGAAUUCCUCGCCAAAGUUGAAAGCACAGACUACGUCAGCUCAGCUUCGGGAAACGCACUGCAAAUUAAAGUCAAGAUUCUCAAAUUCAACGGCGAAAAGUUUGUCUGGCAAGAGCGAGUCCUCCCAAUCGGAGAAUUUGAUGGCAACAAGCCGGUUCUCGAGCUUGGACACUAUCCACUAGAUUUCCAUCAAGACGCUGAAGACAUCAAACGACGUCUGACCGUUCGCGGCCGCAAAGUGCUUGAUCUGCAAGGCCUCGAGUAUCGCUUAUACAACGGAAUCGCGCUGUAUGAUGGCCGCGGCUGCAUCGAGAAGCACAAUGUCGAGGGUCGCAUUCUCCUCGAUGCUGUUGGGUAUAACAAAUAUCACCUAACUCAAGGCAAGAGAGAAAAUGAUAAGCAGGCGCAUGUGAAUAAUGACCAGAGGAGAUGGGGUUUAUAUGACACGGACUCGAGCUCGAGUUCUGAUUCCGAUACGGACUUGCUGGACAAUGAAUCGGAGAAACGGGCUGCUGUCCGACGACUAGGAGAAAAGGAUUUUCAGAAGAAUAAGCAGUAUAUGGAGUCGCGAGCAGAGGACAUUUGCUUUAUUUCUGCAAUGCUCGGCGGAUAUGCCUUGAAGAACAAGAUGUGGAUGGAAUUUUACAUCGAAGACGUCGAACCCAUGAUCUGGAACGACACGGCGUAUUCACACCUCGUCUACGACGACCAGCAAAAAGACCUCGUCCUCUCCUUUGUCCAAAACCACAACCCCCACCCCCUCACCUCAGCCUCCAAAGCAUCUUCAUCCGCCCUGACAGUGUCAAACUCCCGUCCCACGCCCCUCGAAGACGUCAUCGUCGGCAAAGGCCAAGGUCUCAUCAUCCUCCUCUCCGGCCCCCCCGGCACCGGCAAGACCCUCACGGCAGAAGCCGUCGCCGACCGCACGCACCGGCCUCUCUUCUACCUCCAGGCAGAGGACCUCGGCAUCAGCGCCUCAGAUCUCGGCGCCAACAUCAAGCGGGUGUUUGAAAUGGCCACGGACUGGAACGCCGUGAUCCUGCUGGACGAGGCGGACGUCUUCAUGGCCGAGCGCAAUCCCAACGACAUUCGCCGCAACGAGCUGGUCAGCAUCUUUCUGCGAGAGCUGGAAUACUUUCGUGGCAUCAUCUUCCUCACUACGAAUCUCUAUCACACCAUCGAUGCAGCUUUCCGUAGUAGAGUCAGCUUGCAUCUUCUCUUCCAGUCGCUUAGCAGGGACGCGCGCGAGACUGUCUGGCGUAAAUUCCUGCAGCGAAUACCAGAAUUGAAAACCCUUGGUCUGACGCAAGAUGAAGAGAUAGAUGAGGACGUCCCUGCGAAAGACGUAGCAUUAGAUACACCACUUGGAGAAGCUGACAUCUACCAACUGUCCCUGUGGCAGCUCAAUGGCCGAGAGAUUAAGAAUGCGGUGCGCAUGGUGCAGAGCUGGUGCGGCCACAAGGAAUAUGCAAUGACGCUGGAUAGGCUGGAGAGUGGAAUAAAAGUGACGAAUCCGCAUGCGUCUAAGGAGCAUGAUGUCGAUGGGGACUUGUACGAUUAG